This is a messenger RNA of Solanum verrucosum, 1105 nucleotides long. RefSeq names its product 2-hydroxyisoflavanone dehydratase-like. NCBI's taxonomy places the organism in Eukaryota, Viridiplantae, Streptophyta, Magnoliopsida, Solanales, Solanaceae. The transcript has a single exon. The annotation marks the transcript as partial. Gene Ontology annotation, molecular function: hydrolase activity. The record is from RefSeq and is a predicted model, not a curated record.
UCCGAUGAUAAUGAUCAAGUAGUUCAGGAAGUGGAAAACUUCUACCGGCUCUACAAAAGCGGCCGCGUUGAGCGUUUCUAUGACGUGCACGGCUUAUUCUACGUUCCACCAUCACCACAACACCCAUCAAAUGGCGUAUUUUCUAAAGACGUUACUAUCUCACCCCACGUCUCUGUUAGACUCUAUCUUCCGGAGAACAUUCCUAAUUCCCAAAAAAUCCCCGUGUUAGUAUAUUUCCACGGGGGCGGACUUGUCAUAGACUCCGCCUUCUUCAAUUUGCAUCACAAUUACGUCAAUUCUUUAGCUUCUGAGUUGAAAAUGGUUGCGGUUUCUGUAGAUUACCGGUUAGCCCCAGAAGUAGAUGUGCCUACAAUUUACGAAGAUUGUUGGACUGCACUUCAAUGGGUCGCUUCACAUGCUAAUGAAAAUUCGUACAAUAAAGACUCAUGGUUAACAAAUUUUUGUGAUUAUGGUAAAGUGUUUAUAGCCGGAGAUAGUGCUGGUGGCAAUUUAGUGUACCACAUGACUAUGAGGGCAGGCAAAGAAAACUUGAAUAAUGAUUUGAAAAUUACUGGAUCGAUUUUUGCUUAUCCUUAUUUUUUUUUCCCAAAUGUUGAAAUUGAUGAAGAGGGUUUGGCUAAUAAGGUUUGGGGAUAUAUUUGUCCACCAUUAGAGUGUGGGCUACUAUCCCCAAGGGAUAGUCCAUUAAUUAAUCCGCUUUCUAAAAAGGCCCCAUCUUUAUCGGGGCUAGGUUGUUCGAGGAUUUUGGUGUGUAUGGGAAAAGAAGAUGAUUUAAUUCCUUUAGGAAUUGGGGUUCGAUUUGUUGAAGGUGUGAAGGAGAGCGGAUGGGAUGGAGAAGUGGUGUAUCUUGAGUUUGAUGAUGGACAUGCCUUUCAGAUGUAUAAACCUGAAUGUGAUGAAGCUAAACGUAUGAUGAAGUGUUAUGCUGAUUUCAUCCAUCGCUAGUGCGUGGUAACAAUGAAAUAACAUACUACUUUUUUUCAGAGUAAUUGUAUUGGUAUUAUGUAUUAAGAUUAAUUUGUGUUGUUUUGUUUCAUAAGAAUUGUUUGGCUUUAUUAAUAAAAAAACGUAUUUAUUUUCUGUC